Phycodurus eques (leafy seadragon) is the source of this 3418-nucleotide messenger RNA. Its product is annotated as gastrula zinc finger protein XlCGF28.1-like. Bases 321 to 1724 code for a protein of 467 amino acids. The transcript is spliced from 2 exons. Gene Ontology annotation, molecular function: DNA-binding transcription factor activity, RNA polymerase II-specific; RNA polymerase II cis-regulatory region sequence-specific DNA binding. Lineage: Eukaryota; Metazoa; Chordata; Actinopteri; Syngnathiformes; Syngnathidae. Gene Ontology annotation, biological process: regulation of transcription by RNA polymerase II. The record is from RefSeq and is a predicted model, not a curated record.
CCCCGGAUCGACUUUCGUGCACUUCUGUUUGAGGAACCGAAUUCGCUCCACUAAUAAAUUGCUCCCGGAUUAAAACCUCGGCCCAGUGCGCCCUUCACUCCUUUCAAGAAGUUAAACAUCAUUGAAAUCUUCGUGCACGGAUAAACUCGUCUUGGUGGUGCACGUUGAAGCUUCUCGGCCCAGUUAGUUUAGCUUAGCUUAGCUUAGCUUAGCUUAGCUUAGUUCAGCUCGCUCGCCGCUAACAAAGAGGCGCGUUUGUCAGCAACACAGCGCAAAUUAGAGAUAGCCUGCGAAGGUGCUGUGAUUAUCGUGUGAAAAAAAUGUGCGCAAGAACGACAGCAAAGGACGAGAAGGAACUUUGUGGAACGAAAGAGGAGGACGAGCCACAACGUGGACUUGUGCAGCCUCGUGCUGUGUUCCACACAGCAGACAUCACUGAAGAUUUUCGUACUGAGUGGCAGGAGCCAGAGCCCCCUCACAUUAAAGAGGAAGUGGAGGACGAAGAGGUCCACCACAUCAAAGAGGAAGAGGAGACAAUUUUGAUUAAAAAAGAGGACAAAGAAGUCUGCCCCCAUAUCAAACAGGAAGAGGAGGAGGAGGAGCAUAUCACCAAGUUUCCAUCGACUGGUGUCCCUUUGAAGAGUGAAGAUGAAGGUCAAAGUGAGACGAGCAGAGGGGCAGAACCUCCAAGCAGCAGCUCAAGUCAACAUAUAACAAAAGAAGGAGAUGCAGAUGGCCUCUUAGCUCCACUAUUAGAUGGUGACGACAAGUCACACUCUCCUCACACUGAUGACAAUUAUGAUUAUAAACAGUCUGAUGGUGAUAAGACAUGUCACACUGACUGCAAACGAUGGAAAUGUUCUGUGUGUGGGAAAACAUUUCCUUAUAAGAGCAUUUUGGAAGAACACGUGAGAACCCACACUGGUGAAAAACCUUUUUUAUGCCCAGAUUGUGGAAAAAGAUUCACUCGGAAGGGACACUUAAAAAUACACACAAGAACCCACACUGGUGAGAAACCUUUUUCCUGCUCAGUUUGUGGUCAACGAUUCUCUGAAAAUGGAAAGUUAAAAAUACACACAAGAACCCACACUGGUGAAAAACCUUUUCCCUGCACAGUUUGUGGUCAUAGAUUCUCUGUGAUGGGACACUUAAAAAUACACACAAGAACCCACACUGGUGAGAAACCUUUUUCCUGCUCAGUUUGCGGCCAAAGAUUUACUCUGAAGGGAGAUUUAAAAAUACACACGAGAAGCCACACUGGAGAGAAACCGUUUCCCUGCUCAGUUUGUGGCCAAAGAUUCUUUGUGAUGAGACACUUAAAAAUUCACACAAGAACCCACACUGGUGAGAAACCUUUUUCUUGCUCAGUUUGUGAUAAAAGAUUCACUCAGAAUACAGAUUUAAAAAAACACACAAGAACCCACACUGGUGAGAAACCUUUUUCGUGCUCGGUUUGUGGCAAAAGAUUCCCUCAGAAGACCGAUUUAAAAAAACACACAAGAACCCACACUGGUGAGAAACCUUUUUCCUGCUCGGUUUGUGGUCAACGAUUCUCUGCGAAGGCAAAGUUAAAAAUACACACAAGAACCCACACUGGUGAGAAACCUUUUUCCUGCUUAGUUUGUGGUCAGAGAUUCUCUCGUAAGGAUCGGGUUAAGACACACAAGUGUGCUGGUGAGAAUAGCAGUGAUCAAGAACCUUUUAAUGCAAAUGUAAAUGCUUAAAAAGGUCAUUACUAUAUAAAUCUACGUUCUUGUCUUCUGUGUACCAACGUUUGUUGUAUCUUCUUGUCCAUGUAUUUUCUAAAAGCCUCCCACUGGCAAAUGUUUAGCUUGGUUUGAUGACGUCCUCAUAAAUUUGCAAUUUUUCAGCACAUUACAAGCAAGCUGUAUUUUUUUUUCCCUGAAAAGUUUUCAUUUUGAAGGUGAGGGGAUUCCACCUGACAGCUGCUGUAUAUCAGAUAUGACAAAUUAUUGCCACUUUAUCGUGCAUUACAUUAGUUUUCACACACCAGCUAUGCUUUGUGCUUUUCAAUUUUUGAUUUUGGUGAUGAAAAAGGGGCAUUCGAAAGGGAAUUAGUUAUUUACUAAUUGCUCCAAAACGUGUAUAUUAUUGGAAAUGACUGCCAGUUUAAUUUUCUUGUGCAAAAGAAUGCAUACAAUGAACUUGUUCGUUAACUAUGGACCAUUAAGACUCAUACUUCCUUUGAGCAAUGGAUUCUUUUUGUCCAAUGUUUUAGUGAUGUCAAUAUAUAUGCAUGCAAAUCAAUCGCUUUCCGGCGAAAUUCGCCAUUUCGAACUCCAAAUAGGCUGUUUCCGUGAAUUGUAAACAACCCCAAUUCCAAUGGAGUUGGGACAUUGUUAAACAUCAAUCAAAACAGAAUACCAUGUUUUGCCAAUCAUGUUCAACCUAUAUUUAAUUGAAUGUGCAACAAAGACGAGAUAUUUCAUGUUUAAACUGAUAAACUUUGUUGUUAUUAGCAAAUAGUCAUUAGCUUGGCAUUUUAUGGCUGCAACACGUUCCAAAAAAGCUGGCACAGGUGGCAAAAACGACGGAGAAAGUGGAGGAACGCUCAUCAAACACGUGUUUGGAACAUCCCACAGGUGAACAGGCUCAUUGGGAACGGGCGGGUGCCGUGAUUGGGUAGAAAAGGAGCUUCCCUGAAUGGCUCAGUCAUUCACAAGCAAAGAUGGGGCGAGGUUCACCUCUUUGGGAACAAGUGCGGGAGAAUAUAGUCGAACAGUUUAAGGACAAUGUUCCUCAACGUACAAUUGCAAGGAAUUGAGGGAUUUCGUCAUCCACGGUCCAAAAUACCAUCAAAGGUUUCAGAGAAUCAGGAGAAAUCAUUGCACAUGUAAGCGCCAAGGCCGGAAACCAACAUUGAAUGCCCCUCAGGCCGCACUGCAUCAAAAACCGACAUGAAUCUGAAAAGGAUUUCACCACGUGGGCUCAGGAACACUUCAGAAAACCAAUGUCAGCAAAUACAGUUCGGCGCUACGUCCGGAAGUGCAACUUGAAACAUAUUCUUGGACUCCUUAAUUGUUAGAACUAUCACUGAAAAGGAAGUGGAGCUGUGCAAUCAACCUAUGAAGACCGAGGAGGUUGAAGAAGCUAUUGAUCUUUUACAAAACAAUAAAUCACCUGGUCUUGAUCUUUUGUAACUAACUGACUCCUUUUCUUUUUGAAGUCUAUGUUGAAAGUAUAAUGAAGGCAGACCUUCCUACAACAAUGUCUCAAGGUUGAACAACUUGAAUUCCUAAACCCAACAAGGACACUUCUCUGAUUGAUCAUUGGCAUCCAAUGUCUUUAAUGAAUAACGAUUAUAAAAUAUUUGCUAGAAGAUUGAAAAUGAUAUUGAACUCAAUUAUUGAUGAAACUCAGUCAGGGUUUAUGUCCAAAAGACACAUAACAAACAAUG